This is a messenger RNA of Dioscorea cayenensis subsp. rotundata (Guinea yam), 1037 nucleotides long. RefSeq names its product putative calcium-binding protein CML19. The record is from RefSeq and is a predicted model, not a curated record. NCBI's taxonomy places the organism in Eukaryota, Viridiplantae, Streptophyta, Magnoliopsida, Dioscoreales, Dioscoreaceae. Gene Ontology annotation, molecular function: enzyme regulator activity; calcium ion binding.
GUUACAAGUUAGAACACGGCCGCCACACUUGUUCCCGCGAAAUUCAUCCCUCCAUCCUCCUCGUGUUCCAUCCAAAAUGAAAAAAGAUAUAAAAGUCUUCAUCCAUUCCUAGCUUCCUCUCCCCCAAAACUCAUCUCUAUAUCUAUCUGGUUUCUUUUCUCUCUCUCUCUUUUUUACCAGUCAUGAUUGAGCUUUCUUCUUUAUAUAAUUAACUUCAAUAUAUAUAUAUAUAUAUGUAUGUAUCAUAAUGUGUGCUGCAUAUACAAAGAAGCAAAUAUCAUUUCUUAGUAGAUUGUGUUGUUUCAUGUCUCCAAAGAAGCCUCAAAUGCUUCUUCCUCCCUUGUCUACUGGUGAUACUACAAGUACAGGCAGUAACAGCAGGAAGCCAGGGGAGUUUGAUAAAGUCUUCAGAUACUUUGAUGAAGAUGGUGAUGGUAAGAUAUCCCCUGCAGAGUUACGCAACUGCAUGAAAAUUGUAGGUGAAGAACUGACCGAGGAUGAAGUCGAGGCCAUCGUCAACUCUAGUGACACUGAUGGUGAUGGACUCUUGGCUUUUGAGGAGUUUGUGAAGUUGGUUGAUGGGCAAGGAGAAGAAGAAAAGUGCAGAACUUUAAUGGAAGCUUUCAAGAUGUAUGAGAUGGAAGGAAAAGGGUGCAUCACACCCAAAAGCCUCAAGAGAGCUCUUGGCCGUCUUGGUGAGUGCAAGAGCAUGGAGGACUGCAAGAAGAUGAUUAGGAGCUUUGAUCUUAAUGGAGAUGGUGUUAUAAGCUUUGAAGAAUUCAGGAUCAUGAUGAUUUAACAAAUCAAUCAAGGAGAUCACUUAAAGCAGUACAAUACAUGCAUCAAUUUUAAGUAAUUAUUGGAUUUGUCCAUUAGUUUUCUGUUCAUUAUUUUGCUGCUUUAGGCCUUGUACGUAUAAACACAGCUUUCUGCAAUGAUUUAUUCAUUACUGGAAUAUUCGGACAUUUGGGAGAAUAUUGAAAUGCAGUCGUUUAUUUUUUUUUAAUUUUGGGUCAGAAGUUUAUAAGACCAGUUAG